GGCGCUGGGCCCGCCAUGGCCGCGUCCGAGAUCUACACCAAGUUUGCCAGGGUGUGGAUACCCGACCCUGAGGAAGUGUGGAGGUCAGCUGAGUUGCUCAAGGAUUACAAGCCUGGCGACAAGGUGCUCCUGCUUCACCUGGAGGAAGGGAAGGAUUUGGAGUACCGUCUAGAUCCAAAGACCAAGGAGCUUCCUCACUUACGGAACCCCGACAUCCUGGUGGGUGAGAAUGACCUCACAGCCCUCAGCUACCUUCACGAGCCUGCUGUGCUGCAUAACCUCCGAGUCCGCUUUAUCGAUUCCAAGCUUAUUUAUACAUAUUGUGGAAUAGUCCUAGUAGCUAUAAAUCCCUACGAACAGCUGCCUAUCUAUGGAGAAGACAUUAUUAAUGCGUACAGUGGCCAGAACAUGGGUGACAUGGAUCCUCACAUCUUUGCAGUAGCUGAAGAGGCUUAUAAACAGAUGGCAAGGGAUGAACGGAAUCAGUCCAUCAUUGUAAGUGGAGAGUCAGGCGCAGGGAAGACCGUCUCGGCUAAGUAUGCCAUGCGAUACUUUGCAACUGUAAGUGGUUCAGCGAGUGAGGCCAAUGUUGAGGAAAAGGUCUUGGCCUCCAACCCCAUCAUGGAGUCAAUUGGAAAUGCUAAAACGACCAGGAAUGACAAUAGCAGCCGGUUUGGGAAAUAUAUAGAAAUUGGUUUUGAUAAGAGAUAUCGAAUCAUCGGUGCCAAUAUGAGAACGUACCUUUUAGAGAAAUCCAGAGUGGUAUUCCAGGCAGAAGAGGAGAGAAACUACCACAUCUUCUAUCAGCUCUGUGCUUCAGCGAAGUUGCCCGAGUUUAAAACGCUGCGGCUAGGACACGCAGAUAGUUUUCAUUACACGAAGCAAGGAGGCAGCCCUAUGAUUGAAGGCGUGGACGAUGCCAAGGAGAUGGCACACACCAGGCAGGCCUGCACUCUACUUGGGAUCAGUGAAUCUUACCAAAUGGGAAUUUUUCGGAUACUCGCUGGCAUCCUUCACUUAGGCAACGUUGGAUUUGUGUCUAGAGAUUCAGACAGCUGCACAAUCCCUCCCAAGCAUGAGCCUCUUAUCAUCUUCUGUGACCUCAUGGGUGUGGAUUAUGAGGAGAUGUGUCACUGGCUCUGCCACCGAAAGCUGGCUACUGCCACAGAGACAUACAUCAAGCCCAUCUCUAAGCUGCAGGCUACAAAUGCCCGUGAUGCUCUGGCAAAGCACAUCUACGCAAAGCUCUUUAACUGGAUUGUCGACCAUGUCAAUCAGGCGCUGCAUUCUGCAGUCAAGCAGCACUCGUUCAUCGGCGUGCUGGACAUUUAUGGAUUUGAAACAUUUGAGAUAAAUAGUUUUGAACAGUUCUGCAUAAAUUAUGCAAAUGAAAAACUACAACAGCAAUUCAACAUGCAUGUCUUCAAGUUGGAGCAGGAGGAAUAUAUGAAGGAGCAAAUCCCAUGGACACUCAUAGACUUCUAUGACAAUCAGCCUUGCAUCAAUCUCAUAGAGUCUAAACUGGGCAUCCUAGAUUUGCUGGAUGAGGAGUGUAAGAUGCCUAAAGGCACAGAUGACACGUGGGCCCAAAAGCUGUACAACACACAUUUGAACAAGUGCGCCCUCUUUGAGAAGCCCCGCAUGUCAAACAAAGCUUUUAUCAUCAAACACUUUGCUGACAAAGUGGAGUACCAGUGUGAAGGCUUUCUUGAAAAGAAUAAAGACACCGUUUUUGAAGAACAAAUUAAAGUCCUUAAAUCAAGCAAGUUUAAGAUGCUACCAGAACUAUUUCAAGACGAUGAGAAGGCCAUCAGUCCCACCUCUGCCACCUCCUCAGGGCGUACACCUCUCACUCGAGUGCCUGUGAAGCCCACCAAGGGCCGGACUGGACAGAUGGCCAAAGAGCACAAGAAGACAGUGGGACAUCAGUUUCGAAACUCCCUUCACCUGCUUAUGGAAACCCUUAACGCCACAACUCCUCACUAUGUGCGCUGUAUUAAGCCUAACGAUUUCAAGUUUCCAUUCACGUUUGACGAGAAGAGGGCAGUGCAGCAGCUGAGAGCCUGCGGUGUCCUGGAGACCAUCCGCAUCAGCGCAGCGGGCUUUCCCUCGCGGUGGACUUACCAAGAGUUUUUCAGCCGGUACCGGGUCCUAAUGAAACAGAAAGAUGUGCUGGGAGAUAGGAAGCAAACAUGCAAGAACGUUCUGGAGAAGCUCAUAUUGGACAAGGACAAAUACCAGUUUGGUAAGACAAAGAUCUUUUUCCGUGCUGGUCAAGUGGCCUAUCUAGAAAAGCUGAGGGCUGACAAACUGAGGGCUGCCUGCAUCCGGAUCCAGAAGACCAUCCGUGGGUGGCUGCUGAGGAAGAAGUACCUGUGCAUGCAGAGGGCAGCCAUCACAGUGCAGCGCUAUGUGCGGGGCUAUCAGGCUCGAUGCUAUGCUAAGUUUUUGCGCAGAACCAAGGCAGCAACUACCAUUCAGAAGUCCUGGCGCAUGUAUGUGGUCCGCAGGCGGUACAGGACUAGACGCGCUGCCACGGUCGUUCUUCAGUCUUACUUGAGAGGCUACUUGGCAAGAAAUAGAUAUCGCAAGAUACUCCGCGAGCACAAAGCAGUCAUCAUUCAGAAGCGUGUCCGCGGCUGGCUGGCCCGCACACGUUAUAAGAGGACCCUGCAGGCCAUCAUCUACCUUCAGUGCUGCUUCCGGCGGAUGAUGGCCAAGCGUGAGCUGAAGAAACUCAAAAUCGAGGCUCGCUCUGUGGAGCGCUACAAGAAGCUCCAUAUUGGCAUGGAGAACAAGAUCAUGCAGCUGCAGCGCAAAGUGGACGAGCAGAAUAAAGACUACAAAUGCCUCAUGGAGAAACUGACCAACCUGGAAGGAGUGUACAACUCUGAGACUGAAAAACUACGACAUGACGUAGAACGUCUCCAGCUAAGUGAGGAGGAAGCUAAGGUUGCCACCGGGCGGGUCCUUAGUCUGCAGGAAGAAAUUGCCAAACUCCGAAAAGACCUAGAACAAACUCGAUCAGAAAAAAAAUCCAUCGAAGAGCGAGCAGAUAAAUACAAACAAGAAACGGAGCAGCUGGUAUCAAACUUGAAAGAAGAAAACACUCUGCUGAAGCAGGAAAAGGAGACCCUCAAUCACCUCAUUGUGGAGCAGGCUAAGGAGAUGACAGAAACUAUGGAGAGGAAGUUAGUAGAAGAGACAAAGCAACUGGAGCUUGACCUGAAUGAUGAAAGGCUGAGGUACCAGAACCUUCUGAAUGAAUUCAGUCGCCUGGAAGAGCGCUAUGAUGACCUCAAGGAAGAGAUGACCCUGAUGCUGAACGUGCCUAAGCCAGGACACAAGAGAACAGACUCUACCCACAGCAGCAACGAGUCUGAAUACACCUUCAGCUCUGAAUUUGCCGAAACCGAAGACGUUGCACCAAGGACAGAGGAGCCAAGUGAGAGGAAGGUGCCUCUGGACAUGUCACUGUUCCUUAAGCUCCAGAAGCGUGUCACCGAGCUGGAACAGGAGAAGCAGUUGAUGCAGGAUGAGCUGGACCGAAAAGAGGAGCAGAUGUUCCGCAGCAAGGCAAAGGAAGAAGAAAAACCACAAAUUAGAGGUGCUGAACUGGAAUAUGAGUCCCUCAAGCGUCAAGAACUGGAGUCAGAAAACAAAAAACUGAAAAAUGAACUGAAUGAGCUACGCAGAGCUCUCAGCGAGAAAAGUGCCCCGGAAGUGACUGCGCCAGGCGCCCCUGCCUACCGCGUCCUCAUGGAGCAGCUGACCUCCGUGAGCGAGGAGCUGGACGUCCGCAAGGAGGAGGUCCUCAUCCUGCGCUCUCAGCUGGUGAGCCAGAAAGAGGCCAUCCAACCCAAGAAUACAAUGACGGAUUCCACAUUACUUUUGGAAGAUGUGCAGAAAAUGAAAGACAAAGGUGAAAUAGCACAAGCGUAUAUUGGCUUGAAAGAAACAAACAGGCUGCUGGAAUCCCAGCUGCAGUCACAGAAGAGGAGCCAUGAGAAUGAGGCCGAGGCCCUCCGAGGGGAGAUCCAGAGCCUGAAGGAAGAGAGCAACCGGCAGCAGCAGCUGCUGGCCCAGAACCUGCAGCUGCCCCCCGAGGCCCGCAUCGAGGCCAGCCUGCAGCACGAGAUCACCCGGCUGACCAACGAGAACUUGUAUUUUGAGGAAUUAUAUGCAGAUGACCCUAAGAAGUAUCAAUCAUAUCGGAUUUCACUUUACAAAAGGAUGAUUGAUCUGAUGGAACAACUUGAAAAGCAGGAUAAAACUGUCCGGAAACUGAAGAAGCAGCUCAAAGUCUUUGCCAAGAAGAUUGGUGAACUAGAAGUGGGCCAGAUGGAGAACAUAUCUCCCGGACAGAUCAUCGACGAGCCGAUCCGGCCAGUCAACAUUCCCCGCAAGGAAAAGGAUUUCCAAGGAAUGCUGGAGUACAAACGGGAGGAUGAGCAGAAGCUGGUUAAGAACCUGAUUCUAGAGCUGAAGCCACGUGGCGUGGCUGUCAAUCUGAUCCCAGGGUUACCAGCAUACAUCUUGUUCAUGUGUGUGCGACAUGCCGACUACCUGAACGAUGAUCAGAAAGUAAGAUCGUUGCUGACAUCAACAAUUAACAGCAUCAAAAAAGUCCUGAAGAAAAGAGGUGACGAUUUUGAAACUGUCUCCUUCUGGCUCUCUAACACAUGCCGAUUUUUGCACUGUUUGAAGCAAUACAGUGGAGAAGAGGGCUUCAUGAAACACAACACGUCUCGCCAGAAUGAACACUGCCUCACCAACUUUGACCUGGCUGAAUACCGGCAAGUGCUCAGCGACUUGGCCAUUCAGAUUUACCAGCAGCUCGUGAGAGUUUUAGAGAACAUCCUUCAGCCAAUGAUCGUCUCAGGCAUGCUAGAGCACGAAACCAUUCAGGGUGUGUCCGGGGUGAAGCCCACAGGGCUCAGAAAGCGAACCUCCAGCAUCGCAGACGAGGGCACCUACACGCUGGACUCCAUCCUGCGGCAGCUCAACUCCUUCCACUCAGUCAUGUGUCAGCACGGCAUGGACCCUGAGCUCAUCAAGCAGGUGGUCAAGCAGAUGUUCUACAUUGUGGGCGCCAUCACCCUAAACAACCUCCUCCUGCGCAAAGACAUGUGCUCCUGGAGCAAAGGCAUGCAGAUCAGGUACAAUGUCAGUCAACUGGAAGAAUGGCUGCGUGACAAGAAUCUAAUGAACAGCGGGGCCAAAGAGACUCUGGAACCUCUUAUUCAGGCCGCGCAGCUUUUACAAGUGAAAAAGAAAACUGAUGACGAUGCAGAAGCCAUCUGCUCCAUGUGCAAUGCUCUGACCACUGCCCAGAUCGUCAAGGUGUUGAAUCUGUACACACCCGUUAAUGAGUUUGAAGAAAGGGUCUCUGUUUCAUUUAUCCGCACUAUACAGGUGCGGUUACGGGACAGGAAGGACUCUCCGCAGCUGCUCAUGGAUGCUAAACACAUCUUCCCUGUCACGUUUCCCUUUAACCCGUCCUCCUUGGCCCUAGAGACCAUCCAGAUCCCAGCCAGCCUGGGCCUGGGCUUCAUUGCCCGGGUCUGAAGUGCCGUCCAGGCAGGCGGAGGAAGUGCGCUUUUCCUCUGAGUAUGAACAGCUGUCUCCAGUGAGCUACUGAAAAUACAUUUUUAAAGAAGAAGUCACUAACUGGAAAUCUCCCUGCAGUCCUUUCGCUUGGGAAGAGACUCCUUGUGCUGGGUUUAAAGCAAGAUUCAUUCUUCAUCGGUUGGGAGUCCUGAGUUUACAUACAGCUGGAAGAUGGCAGGGAGGAAUGAGAAGACGGAUAAAAGGCGUGUGUCUUCA
Acomys russatus (golden spiny mouse) is the source of this 5826-nucleotide messenger RNA. RefSeq names its product myosin VA (gene Myo5a). Gene Ontology annotation, biological process: vesicle transport along actin filament; actin filament organization. Lineage: Eukaryota; Metazoa; Chordata; Mammalia; Rodentia; Muridae. The transcript has 40 exons. Gene Ontology annotation, cellular component: myosin complex; vesicle; cytoplasm. Bases 16 to 5568 code for a protein of 1850 amino acids. Gene Ontology annotation, molecular function: ATP binding; microfilament motor activity; actin filament binding. The record is from RefSeq and is a predicted model, not a curated record.